Molecule: messenger RNA, 2970 nt
Organism: Salvelinus sp. IW2-2015
Lineage: Eukaryota; Metazoa; Chordata; Actinopteri; Salmoniformes; Salmonidae
Product: neurotrypsin
Biological process (GO): proteolysis
Cellular component (GO): membrane
Molecular function (GO): serine-type endopeptidase activity
Source: RefSeq, a predicted model, not a curated record
UCUGUGUCUCAGACGGACUCUGGCGCCCCCUGCCUGCGGUGGACAGAGUUUCCAGACUACGUGCUGCAGUACCCUGGCCGAGGCCUUGGGGAGCACAGCUACUGUCGUAACCCUGACAGAGAGUCCAACCCCUGGUGCUUCUUCAGACAGACUUCUGGGGCCAUCGGCUGGUCCUACUGCGACUGCCACCAGGGUGCAGCUCGGCUGGUGGGCGGGACAUCGUCAGGAAGUGGACGUGUGGAGGUGUACCUGAAUGGUCAGUGGGGGGCGGUGUGUGACUCUCAUUGGACAGACAGAGAUGCCAGUGUGAUCUGCAGACAGCUGGGACUGGGUGAGAUCGGCACAGCGUUGCAGCACUCCCGGUUCGGCUCGGGCUCCGGUCUCUUCCACUAUGAGCGGCUGGGUUGCCGUGGUGAUGAGAGCUCCAUCAGCCAAUGCCGGAGCAGGACAUUUGUUACCGGGGAUUGUAGCCAUGGAAACGAGGCAGGGGUGGUGUGUGCUCCACCAAAAGGCAGUGGUCCUCCUCUACGAUUGGUUGGAGGAGAGGAAGACUUUGAGGGGCGUGUUGAGGUGUUCCAUGGCGGUAGGUGGGGCUCUGUCUGCGAUGACCAAUGGGACGACAGAGAUGCAGAGGUGGUCUGUCGACAGCUGGGCUUCGGGGGUGUGGCGAAGGCCUGGUCAUGGGCCCACUUUGGACAGGGCUCAGGUCCCAUUCAAUUGGACGCUGUAAGGUGUACAGGAAAUGAACUCUUCUUGGACCAGUGUCUUCAUGGAGACUGGGAACAACACAACUGUGACCAUAUGGAAGAUGCUGGGGUGUCCUGCAGCCCCUACACAGACGGUGUGGUCCGGUUGGUAGGAGGAGACAGUCCAUGGGAGGGUCGUGUUGAAGUGUUCCACUCUGGGGACUGGGGUACGGUGUGCGACGACCACUGGACUCAACAACACGCACAGGUGGUCUGUCGACAGCUCGGAUACAGGGGACAUGCUGACGUGAUGGCUGACAGAACGUUUGGCGAGGGUUCUGGGCUCAUCCUAUUGGACGAUGUUCGCUGUGAGGGAACGGAGUCGUCCCUGCUGGACUGUCGCCAUGGCAUAUGGGGCCGUAGCGACUGUUCCCAUGGAGAGGACGUGGGCAUCCGUUGCAGAGCCGGAGCGAAAGAAGAAGAGACCAAUGAGGUCCCGGCUGUUGCACCUGCCACAGGUCCCCUGGUGCGUCUGGUAGGGGGUGGUAGCAAUAAGGAAGGUCGUGUGGAGGUGUAUCUCCAUGGAGACUGGGGAAGUAUCUGUGACUCAGGCUGGAGUAACCUGAACGCCGCCGUGGUCUGCAGACAGCUGGGCCACAGUGGUCAUGCGGUAGUGGUGGGUGGGUUCGGUCGGGGAAAGGGUCCCGUCCACCUGGACCAGGUGAGGUGUAGGGGGAAGGAGGACUUCCUGGGGGAGUGUCCAUCUCUGGGCCGCAGCCCUGAGGGCUGCAGACAGAGAGAGGAUGCAGCGGUGAGCUGUGACCCCGCCCCCCAGGCAACAGAGGGCCAAGUCAGGCCAAGUGAGCGCACCUGUGGAGUGAGGAAGGUUGUGGAGGAAGGGAACGAGAGGAAGAGUGGAGUGGGAGGAGGAGGAGAGAAUAUACUCGGCACGUCAUGGCCGUGGCAGGUGUCAGUGUGGUUGGGUUCUGAGGGGAAAGAUGGCCACCCUAUUUGCAGCGGUACUCUGAUCUCUCCCUGCUGGGCCCUCGCCUCCGCUCACUGCUUCACCAGGUUUGGUAUUGACCCGUCCCAGUACGUUGUGCGUGUCGGGGGUUCUGACCGAACUCUGACCCUGGAGAAAGUGGUGGUCCACAGGAAGUUCAGGUCAGAUCAGGGCCCUGGGGGUCAUGACCUGGCCAUGCUGAGGGUGCCCAGCCCCAAGGGUCACUGUUUGACUUUUGACCCCCACACCAAUGCUGCCUGCCUCCCCACCCCGGACACUGCGGGUGGCAAGACCCCCUCCUCCUGCAUCGCUGCGGUUACCGCAGGCUGGGACGGCCCAGAUGCUGUGCUACAGUCCUGGGUACCCCUCCUGUCGUCAUGGCAGUGUAAGAAGCGUUAUGGGGAUGGUUACUCUUCCCACGGCACGCUAUGUGCCGGCAGCCCCCCUGACACACGCCGUCUCCACAAGAACAACGGUUGCCAAGGCAACUGGGGUGGCGGGCUGGUGUGCCAGGGAGACGGGGGACGAUGGGUGUUGACCGGGAUUGUCUCCGGGGGUUACGGUUGCAGCGACCCCUCAACCCCGGCACUCUACACACGGGUCGGCCGGUUCCGGCGCUGGAUCGAGGAGGUCACACACACACACACGCAACAGCGGGAGCAGAACACACACAGUCAGGAGCACGAGGAGCUCACACACACGGAGGAGCGGAGCAUACUCACAUACGUUUAUGACGAGCUGCAACACACACAUUCCCAAGAGCAGAGCACACACACUGAUGAUCAAUUCAUACACACACAGCACAACAAUAUCCAUACACACGAUCACAAUGAGCAUAAACACACUCACACUCACGAUCUGCAAAGCAACACUCACAAUGAGCUCAACCACACACACAAUCAGCAUGCACAUACACACACUCACGAUAAACACUCCCAGACCCGCGAAGCUGUCACCCACACAAACGCCCUGGUCUGAUCGAGGACACGCCAUUGGCUCACCGGCUGUGCCAUGUGACUUUCCGAGGAAGAGGAGGAAGAAUGGAUGAUAAUGGAGGAAGAGGAGGAGGACAUGUUGGAAAAGAAGGAGGAGGAGAAAGAGGAAAAAGACAACAAGAGAAGAGGAGAGAUCCUCCUCUCCCUCUGCCUCCUGACCCAGACGAUGUAAACCUCUAAUAUUCAUGUCAACUCUGUCUGAUAAUUAUCAUAGCUGUGGUGUGUGUGUGUGUGUGUGUGUGUGUGUGUGUGUGUGUGUGUGUGUGUGUGUGUGUGUGUGUGUGUG